CUCGAACAGUGCAUUGGCAAUAAAGGCCUCUAUCUAAAUUAUAUUUCAUUGAAUCUUUAAGGACAUCAACAUUAUUAUACCAGCCAAUUUCAACAUGAAAAAAUAUUUUCUCUCCCUUUUCAUCCUUGGAUGGAUGUUAACUGAUGUGUACGGCAAUCCUUGCGAAGGAGUGACCAGUGGUUUUGUGGCUCAUACAGACUGCACCCGGUACUAUUCGUGUGUGAAUGGCGUUGCCCAUGAGUUACAAUGCCCGGCAGUCUUCCCGGUCUUCAGACCGGAAACUCAAAUGUGCGACGAAGGAAACCCAGAUGAAUGUGUUGUGUGUCCAGCAACUGGACUUGCAAGAUUCCCGGUGUCCGGAUCAUGCACUAAAUUCGUGUUGUGUGUGAACGGAAUUCAAAGUACACAUGAAUGUCUCAACGGAUUGAUCUUCGAUACGGAGCUUUUGGAAUGCAAUAUAGCUGCCAAUGCUCCUCCCUGUUCAACAGUUACAUGUCCUGCUAAUGAUGAUCCAGCCAAUCCGACGUUCAUCCGGCAUCCGACUAUUUGCAGGAACUAUUACAUUUGCGUCAGUGGACAGCCAGUGGCCCAGGAAUGCCCUCCUUCGACGGCAUUCAAUCCUGACACAAACCUUUGCGAUCUAGAGUCCCAAGUUACGUGUCCAGCAACAUUGCGUUCCAAGGAAGCUUUCCUCUCCCUGGUAUCCAAAAGCUUAUCAAAAGCCGACCAAAGAUGCAACGGAAACGAGGGAAUACACAAUAUACCUGAUCCGGAAGACUGUUCACGUUACUACAUGUGUAUGAAUGGUAACUCGUUCUCUGUACCGUGUAGCACUGGGCUGAUAUUUGACCAUAAAAGUAGCAAAUGUGGAAGCGCGGACACAUCAGUUUGUAUCAAAGAACACUCUACCAAUCCGUGCGCAGGUAAUGUUGGCUUAGCAUAUGUGCCUCACGAGCAAGAUGCCUCCAUGUAUUACAUGUGCAUGGGAGAAACAGCAUACGAGUUGUCUUGUUCUAAUGAUCAGAUAUUUGAUGUGGAAACUCGCAAAUGUGAAGCAUUUGUGUCGGAACUACCGCCGGAAAAUGUAUGUGCCGGCCAUGUUCAAACUACGACAAUUCCCGACCCAACAGAUUGUUCGGCUUACUAUAUUUGCGUAAACGAGCAAGCAUUCAGACAAACUUGUGCAAACUCACUCAUUUUCGAUGUUUUGACAAACGAUUGUAAUCACCCGGAUAAUUCUGUAUGCAUAAAGAACGUGGUAACUCCGCCAGUAGCAGAUCAAACUACAACUGUUGUAGCGGUUACUUCUACAGUUACUACCGCACAGCCGAAUAUCCCAACUGCUCCAACGGUUCCAAACGUGUCACCGACAAAUGUUCCUGUAGCCCCUACACCUGCUCCAACUGUGCCUACUGCACCAACGCCAGCUCCAACAACUGCAGCUCCUGUAACCACAGCAGCCCCUGUAACUACAGCAGCGCCUGUAACCACAGCAGCGCCUGUAACCACAGCAGCACCAGUUACUACGACAACAACUACUACAACUGCUGCACCGAGCAAUCCAUCAGCACCAUACUGCACCCCGGGCCUCGUAUUUUACCACCCACAUGCCGAUUGCUCCAAGUUCUAUCGCUGUGUCUUCGGUGCGCUGUUUGUACUGGACUGCCCCGCCAACCAGUACUGGAAUCAAGCUCAAGAAUACUGCGAUCAUAUAUUCAAUGUACGCUGCCCUUCAUCUUUAUUUUUAGUUUUAAAGUCGUUAGGCUUGCUUCUGCUGGCGUUUGCAUCAUAUUCUUUGGCUGAAGAACGAAACUAUAAUGAAGUAUGCAUUGGUGCACCGAAUCUAUCGUAUGUAGCGAGCAGAAUUUCAUGUGAAUAUUACUACGCCUGCAUCGAUGGUGUUGCCUAUGGAUACAGCUGUGAAGAGGGAAAGUGGUUUUCUACCGAAAGGCAACAGUGUGUUCCACCGGAGGAAUCGGAAUGCGACAUUGACCAGGCUCCUGAGUUGCCGACAGCCCCACCGCCCACUCCUUCUCCUAUGUGUGAUGGUGUGGAAAACUAUCGUUACAUAAGAUCUACGGAAAACUGUCAGUACUACUAUCAGUGCAUUGAUGAGUUCGCUUAUAAACUGUCAUGCCCACAAUACCACUGGUUCAAUGAAGAACAUCAGCGUUGUGGAAAUCGUUAUGAGUUUGGGUGUGAUCUGGAGGGUCCAACAACUUCGACUCCAGCGCCUGCUAACCGAUGUCUUGGUCAGCCACACUUCGGUUUAAUCUCCGAUCCGGACUUCUGCUACAGGUUCUUCAAAUGUAUGAACGGUUUUCCAUUCCCAAUGUCGUGUUGGGGUGAUUUAUGGUUCGACUACGACCAGCAAACUUGCGUAAAUCCCUCCGAAACGUAUUGUGGUGCGGCGACACCAUCGCCUGAUCCCUCACCUGUUCCAGAUGUUUGCAGUGAUGUGGCUGAUGGUCAAGGCAUUCUUCACGACAGCUUUUGUAAUGCGUAUUACACCUGUCAGAACGAGAUUGCGACUCUUAACUACUGCCUUGAUGGGCAAUGGUUUGACGAGGAAAGCCAGCAUUGCGCCCAUUCAAUGGACGUUUACUGCCCUCACGGAAUACCUACGACGCCUAGACCGGAUGUGUGCAUUGGUGGGGAAAAUGGCAGAUACGUUGCAGAUCCCACCGAUUGUGGUGCAUUCUUCGUGUGUGCCAAUGAAAUCGGCUAUCGCGUGUUCUGCCCUGCUGGUCAAUAUUUCGAUGAAGAAAGACAAGAGUGUGAUUUACAAGAGAAUGUGACAAAUAUGUUUUGGUCGUACCAACGCAAACAAAAGUUGACUCAUCCACAGUGGUUAGUGCGGGCUGUUUGGCAAAUUGGUACUCGGGAAAGUCCAUUAAUGCAACAGAUUUCAAUUAAGAUAUUGGGACACUUAACGAUAACACCGCGAAUUUUUCUUUACCAUGAGGUCAAAUUGUGCGGUGAAGAUAUAAACACACGGCGCAUGUUUUUUACUCCAUUUUUGAUAAUUGACGCAAGGAGCAUCGAACUGUUGGCUGCGAUGAAAGCCCUAAUAAUAGUCCAUUUAGGACUAUUGAUGCAUAUGACGGCAGCUAGAUUUGUAUCAGAUAAUAUAUGUCUUGCUAUGCCGAAUGGUCAAAAACUUUCGGUGACAAAUGAUUGCAAUGCUUAUAUUGUAUGUGCUAAUAAUGUGCAAAAUAUAAGAUACUGUCCAGCUGGAUUAGUAUUUGACCCAUUGUAUCAAGUGUGCAACUGGGCCGCUUUGGUGAAGUGUGGAGAAACUCCAACCGUCAUAGCUACAACUGUUGAAAUACCGUCAGCUCCUACCCCUGCUCCCACUGUACCUCAACCAGUGCAAACCACGACCGCGCCUCCCACCACAGUUCCUGCCACUACCACCAGAACCACAACAACUCCGCCCACCACGACGACAACGACCACAACCACUUCAACGGCAGCCCCAACUCGGUCAACUGCAACGACCGCCCGUUUCCCAGAAAACAGCCCAUAUCCACAAUGUGCCAGCGAUGGAUUCUACUUUAUUCCGCAUCCGUCGGCAUGUGAAAGUUACUACAUUUGCGCCUACGGCAUGCUCAUUCUACACAGUUGUGGACAGGGAGUCUAUUGGAACUCGGAAACGAAUCAGUGCGACUUCCCGGAACGCACCAACUGUUCAAAUCUUCCCAAUCCGGCCAAACCAGAGACUUCUACGCCUUCAAUUGGAACGACUACGCCUUCCAAGUUACCGAAUUGCAGAAGCUCAGAAAUUUUCCACCCAAGCAUUGAAGACUGCAGAAAAUAUUACAUUUGCAUUGGCUCUUCCCCGAUUCUGAUGAGCUGUCCAUCGGAUUACCUUUGGAAUGCUGAUAUAUCUCAGUGUGACCGCCCGGAACAGGCACGAUGUGCAACUUCGUUCAACUGAGAAGGGAUCGAGUGCAGAACAGAUUAGUGCGUAAUUUGUAAUGUUCCUAUAUUUUAACUAAUUUAUUCCAGGAUGUAUAGGAUUACUAAGCCGUAAGAUAUCAAUAUAGAUCGGGUCAGGUUAUGACAAUUUUA
Armigeres subalbatus is the source of this 4074-nucleotide messenger RNA. RefSeq lists its product as uncharacterized. Bases 95 to 3940 code for a protein of 1281 amino acids. Lineage: Eukaryota; Metazoa; Arthropoda; Insecta; Diptera; Culicidae. Gene Ontology annotation, cellular component: extracellular region. Gene Ontology annotation, molecular function: chitin binding. The transcript has 10 exons. The record is from RefSeq and is a predicted model, not a curated record.